Eucalyptus grandis is the source of this 931-nucleotide messenger RNA. RefSeq names its product EG45-like domain containing protein. The transcript is spliced from 4 exons. NCBI's taxonomy places the organism in Eukaryota, Viridiplantae, Streptophyta, Magnoliopsida, Myrtales, Myrtaceae. The record is from RefSeq and is a predicted model, not a curated record. The coding region runs from base 344 to 769 and encodes 141 amino acids.
AAAAAGAAGAGAGUACAAGCAGAGGAGACGGGAAUCGGGAUUGCCAUGGAGCAGAUGGCGGAGUGAUCCGCGGGUCGGAUCAGUCCGGCCGGCAAGCUGGUGGUGGUAGGGGCCAUGCGUGCCUGCUGGCCACCCUUAAAAGAGAGGGGCUCGCUCAUUUGUUUGGGGGUUCUUUUGGGUUCGAGCUACAGAGGGAGAGAGAGUGGAAGAGCUCGGGAGAGUUUUAAUGGAGUGAGAGGGAGAGAACCAGACAGCGAGGGAGCUCGAGAGGGUGGUCGACUGUCGCCAAAGUCCGUAAGCGCCCCCUUACAGUGCUUCCCCCGAACCAGGUUGGCUCUCCACAAUGUCGCAAUUGCAACAACUCGUCCAUCACUCAUCAAUUCUCAUUCUCGUUGUGCUAUUGUUGCGUAAAUCUAGUGCAGAUGUCGGCACAGCCGGUCACUACGAUCCUCCAUACACACCGACUGCUUGCUUUGGGUAUGACCCGUUGCAGUUCCCUUCGAGCUUCCUGUUUGCAGCUGCUGGGGAAGGGAUUUGGGACAACGGUGCAGCUUGCGGGAGGCAAUAUUGGGUCCGAUGCAUAAGUGCCGACCGGCCGAAGACCUGCAACCCGGCCCAAUUGGUCCAGGUCAGGAUCGUGGACCGGGCGCUCAGCGCAGUCUCCCGAUCCUCAUCGGACCGCGCCACCAUCGUCCUGUCCAAGACCGCGUUUGAGGCCAUCGCAAAUCCAUCUGCCUCGUCGGUCAACGUCGAAUUCGUACAGGUCUGAAGCAAUCCAGGGGAUACUUUGGAAGCAAAGUUGGGGUUUUUGGGAGCAAAUUGAUACUUUCUUUUUUAGGGAUGGUAUUAUCAUGGAUGAUUGAAAAGGUACAUCAAUAGUAUAUUUCACAAACAUAUGUAAAUUGUGUGCUUCGAUGACAAGAGAUGAUAC